Messenger RNA from Fusarium oxysporum Fo47, 1221 nucleotides. Its product is annotated as amidase signature domain-containing protein. Lineage: Eukaryota; Fungi; Ascomycota; Sordariomycetes; Hypocreales; Nectriaceae. The transcript is spliced from 5 exons. Bases 1 to 1221 code for a protein of 406 amino acids. The record is from RefSeq and is a predicted model, not a curated record.
AUGAAACAUUCUACUCUUGGUAUGCUUUUGGCUCUUAUUACAGGAGCUGUGUCGAAACCUCCCUUGCUUGAAAGGCCACCCAAAGUUAAUGUCAAGAAUGGCACAUACAUAGGGACUCCUUCAAACUCAUAUAAUCAAGACUGCUUCCUCGGAAUCCCAUAUGCACAGCCCCCUGUCAAGAACCUUAGCUUUAACACUUCCCAAUCUCUUAACACGCCAUGGACAGGCAAGAAACCCAUGAAUAGCUACUCCGCUGCCUGUAUUGGAUAUGGUGUCUGCGAGAGUUUCAACAAUGUCUUUGGACGUACCUUGAACCCUUAUAAGCUGUGCCUCUCGCCCGGUGGCAGUGGCGCGGGUGAAGCAGCACAGCUAAGCCUCCGCGGAUCCAUCAUGGGUGUUAAACCGGACAUCGCUGGCUCAGUUCGAGUUCCCGCGCGCUUUACUGGAGUAUACGGAUUUCGGCCUGAAGUUAACCGUCUACCGUGGUCAAAACAGGCAGAACUUGCGUCGAAGGGAUGGCAGGUCGUUCAGCCAACCCUUAGUCCAAUGGCGCGCACAGCACAGGACCUUACGCUCUUCAUGAAGACUAUCAUUCAGGAAGGACAAGUUGACUAUUGGCGUAUGAUCACAAGAUCCCGAUUUUCCCGUCUUCCCGUCUUCUCGCCUAUUGCGAGGACCAUGGCCUCUGCGGUUGAUCGGCUAAGAGCUGCAGGUCAUACGAUCAAAGUCAUCGAGGCUCCGCCGACAAUGAAAGCAAUGAAGAUCGCCAUGCGCUGGUUCGCACUCGACCAAGUGAACCUACCGUUCAAGAUUUUCCAGGACGGCGGCGAGAGCCCGAUAGCGGACCUGGAUGCUAUGGACCCAGGCAAAUUCUGGGACCCGGGCUUUGUCGCGGACUUGCGUGAGAAUAGUGAGAAUAUUAGUAUUAGUGCCGAUAUCUAUGACUAUCGAGAGGAAUGGGCCAAGAUCUGGCGCGAGGCUGGUAUCGACGUCUUGCUUUGCCCGGCCAGUCGUGGUUCGGCUGUUACCCAUGGAGAGUUUAGUCCACUGAUCAUUGUCGUCCCGUUCGGUAAGGCCGAUCAGACUCUUGACUCUAAAGACGGAUAUGAUGCGAGUGUCGUUGAUGAGGGACCAACGGGUUUCCAACUGGUUGGAUGGCGAUUCCAGGAUGAUCAGACGCUCAUGACUACUGAACUUAUUGUAGAUGAAUUGAAAGCCUGA